Messenger RNA from Saccostrea cuccullata (small rock oyster), 1057 nucleotides. Its product is annotated as fibrinogen-like protein A. Lineage: Eukaryota; Metazoa; Mollusca; Bivalvia; Ostreida; Ostreidae. The record is from RefSeq and is a predicted model, not a curated record. Bases 1 to 939 code for a protein of 312 amino acids. The transcript is spliced from 6 exons.
AUGUGGCUACAUGUAUCUGUAGUAAAAUAUGAAACUGUCAAUCUCCAUGGUGUUUCUUAUUCCAAGUUUGAUGUGCAGGUAAUUCUAAAUGACUUUGACUGUGGAGUGGGUCCGCCAUCUAUUUUGCACGAUGUGGUAAUUCAUUAUGUCGAUAACAACAAGGGAAGUACAGCUCGCCUGAAAUGCAAGGACUAUGUGAGGUUUUCAGAGGGGUCAGGACAUGCUGUUUGUACAAACCAGGGCAAAUGGCAGGUGGAUCUGAACUGCAGCGUUCCCUUGGAUUGUAAAGAGCUGUACGACAAAUACGAUGUUCGUGAGAGUGGGCCUCAUUAUAUUUCUCCUGACAAGACUUCCGGUAUCCUUGCCAACUGUGACAUGACCACAGAGGGAGGCGGGUGGACGAUAAUACAAAGACGAAUAAAUCCAGAUCUGGAUUUCUAUAAAAGCUGGAGUGAAUACAAAACUGGAUUUGGAAACAUCAGCAGCAACUUUUGGCUUGGUAACGAUGCAUUGCACGCACUGACGGCCACGCCAAAUACUUUACGAUUCGUCUUAACGGACUUCUCAAACAACGUUAAAUAUGCAGAUUACAAAAAUGUGGAAGUCAAAGACGAACAAGACCAUUACAGGUUGAAUUUCGAAGAGUAUCUUGAAGGCAACGCAGGAAAUGCUUUGAAGGGAAGUGAAUCUAAAUACUGGGCUUAUGGAAUGCAGUUUAGUACACAUGAUAUGGACAAUGAUAACUUGGACUCCGUGAAUUGUGGUUCUUACAUGAAAGGGGGGUGGUGGUAUAAUAGCUGUACAACCUCUAAUCUGAACGGUGUUUACUGCGAGUCCUCAGAUAGGCAUAACUGUAUGACGUGGUCCGAAUCCGAUGAUUAUUCCGAACUCAGAGUCGGUCAUAAGGAAACUGUGAUCAUGAUCCGUAGGACCGUGUGAAAUACAUGGAAAACAUUGAACAUAUUUUUUUCUAUUCUAAAGGAUAAAACUGUUGAUCAAACCUAUCUCAGUAAUUGGCUUUGAAGAUGUUUCCUUUCAGAUCAAAUUGAAAAAUACU